Molecule: messenger RNA, 1005 nt
Organism: Suillus paluster
Lineage: Eukaryota; Fungi; Basidiomycota; Agaricomycetes; Boletales; Suillaceae
Product: NAD(P)-binding protein
Exons: 6
Coding region: 1-1005 (334 amino acids)
Source: RefSeq, a predicted model, not a curated record
AUGACAGUGUCGAAACAUAUCCUAGUGGUAGGUGCUACAGGCAAACAAGGUCGCGCUCUCAUCGAGGCUCUUCAACCCCCCGCGGACUUGGAUGAUAUACCCUUUCGAGUGCUGGCUCUCACUAGGUCAGCUUCCAGUGCAAGCGCACAGCGCUUGGUCCAGGAAAGACACGUACGAGUAGUGGAGGGAGACCUCGACUCGCCAGAGUCCAUACAGAAAGUUUACGAAGAUGCAAAAAGUUCAGGUGGCAUAUGGGGUGUCUUCUGCGUUCUGGCACCCCCUGGGCUUGGUGCGAAUCCAGACGGGGAGGAGCGACAGGGAAAGUCCAUGGCGGAUCUAGCUCUCGAAUAUGGGGUGUCAGUAUACAUUUAUUCAACCGCCGAACGUGGUGGUGAGCAGAUUGAUGAGAAGCAGCUGUCGGGUCGUGCCAAAGUACUUGCAGAGCGGCAUGUCCAGGCCCUCGGUGAGAAAGGUCUCCCAUGGACAAUAAUGCGCCCAGGAUUCUUCCUAGAUAAUUACACCGACUUCAUUGUCACCGUCGCUGUAAUGACUCGCGGGCUCAAAAAGGACUCGAAACUCGGGGUGGUUGACCCGAAAGAUAUCGGUCAUGUUGCUGCCGGUGUGUUCAAGAAUCCUGAGAAAUACAAACAUCAGAUACUUGUGGUUGUCGAAGAUGUACUCACCAUGUCAGAGCAACAUGCAUCCUACAAACGCGCAACUGGUCGAGCCCUUCCCUCCGUUCCCGGAUUUUUAGCUACUAUGCUGUUAGCGUGGAACAAGGCGGCACAAGAGUUAGUUCGGCAUUUCGAAAGCAUUCACAAUGCACGAAUCACUGGGCAAUACGAGCAUUUUGAAUCUCAACUAAACCUAGGCCGCAAAGCUUAUCCUCAAAUGAAGACAGUUUACGAUUGGGCUGUCGAGCAGCAGAAGAACAAAGGACAACAAGAAAAUGCAGCAGAUUGGAACAAGGUAUCGUUAUGGCGGCUUAUGCUAGGAAAAUCGUAA